Molecule: messenger RNA, 3832 nt
Organism: Oncorhynchus nerka (sockeye salmon)
Lineage: Eukaryota; Metazoa; Chordata; Actinopteri; Salmoniformes; Salmonidae
Product: volume-regulated anion channel subunit LRRC8A-like
Exons: 3
Coding region: 133-2520 (795 amino acids)
Molecular function (GO): DNA binding; protein binding
Source: RefSeq, a predicted model, not a curated record
CUCACGACACGCACGUGCUGCGGAUGGUUAGUGUGAACGGUAACAUUGCCCCUCUGUGAAACAAUACGAAAUGUUUCAAUUAUGUGCUGAAGAGGAUAAAGACAGUUACGGUAACAAAUUAGGUAAACCAUCAUGAUCCCCAUCACAGAGCUCCGGUACUUUGCCGACACACAGCCGGCGUACCGCAUCCUGAAGCCAUGGUGGGACGUCUUCACAGACUACAUCUCCAUCGUCAUGCUCAUGAUCGCCGUGUUUGGGGGCACGCUACAGGUAACCCAGGACAAGAUGAUCUGCCUGCCCUGCAAGUGGGUGGUCAACAAAUCCUGCGAGUACCUCAAUAUGAGCUUCCGUGACCCCUUUGACCCAGAGCCAAAAGGCAUCCAGUAUGAACUGGACCGGCACCAGUACAACUACAUUGACGCGGUCUGCUAUGAGAACAAGCUGCACUGGUUUGCCAAGUACUUCCCAUACCUGGUGCUACUGCACACUCUCAUCUUCCUGGCCUGCAGUAACUUCUGGUUCAAGUUCCCCCGGACUAGCUCCAAACUGGAGCACUUUGUGUCCAUCCUGCUCAAGUGUUUUGACUCGCCAUGGACCACCAGGGCUCUGUCUGAGACUGUAGUGGAGGAGAGCGACCCCAAGCCUCUGGGGAAGAUGAACGGUACCAUGGACAAGAAGGCAUCAUGCAUCAGCGAGGACGUUGAGGCCAGCGUGCCCAUGCUCCAAAGGACCAAGUCCCUCAUCGAGCAGGGCAUUGUUGACCGCUCCGACACGGGUGUCCUGGACAAGAAGGAAGGCGAGCAGGCCAAAGCUCUUUUCGAGAAGGUCAAGAAGUUCCGGAUCCACGUCGAAGAAGGGGACAUUGUCUACCGGCUCUACAUCCGCCAGACCAUCAUCAAAGUCGUCAAGUUUAUCCUGAUCAUCUGCUACACGGCCUACUAUGUGCACUACAUCAAGUUCAGUGUGAUCUGCACGGUGGACAUUGAGAAGCUGACAGGCUAUAGGAUGUACCACUGUGCUCACCCCCUGGCCACACUCUUCAAGAUUCUGGCAUGUUUCUAUAUCAGCUUGGUGGGGAUUUACGGUCUCAUCUGCAUGUACACCCUCUGCUGGAUGCUCAGCCGCUCGCUUAAGCGCUACUCCUUUGAGUCAAUCCGCGAGGAGAGCAGGUACAGUGACAUACCUGAUGUGAAAAACGACUUUGCCUUCAUGUUGCACAUGAUAGACCAGUAUGACCCGCUCUACUCCAAACGCUUUGCGGUCUUCCUGUCAGAGGUUAGCGAGAACAAACUGCGUCAGCUGAACCUCAACAAUGAGUGGACGCUGGACAAGCUGCGGCAACGUAUCACCAAGAACUCCCAGGAGAAACUGGAGCUGCACUUGUUCAUGCUUAACGGAAUCCCUGAAACAGUGUUUGACCUAAUAGAACUGGAGGUGCUCAAGCUGGAGCUCAUCCCUGAUGUCACCAUUCCCCCCAUCAUUGCCCAGCUCGUCAGCCUGAGAGAGAUGUGGCUCUACCACACACCGGCAAAAAUUGAGGCUCCAGCUUUGGCCUUUCUGAGGGAGAACCUCAAGUCCCUCCACAUCAAAUUCACUGACAUCAAGGAGAUUCCUCUAUGGAUCUACAGCCUGAAGAACCUGAGCGAGCUGCACCUCACAGGGAACCUGAGCGCAGAGAACAACCGCUACAUUGUCAUCGACGGGCUACGGGAGCUCAAGAGGCUCAAAGUGCUUCGUCUGAAGAGUAACCUGACCAAGCUGCCUCAGGUGGUGACAGACGUUGGGGUCCACCUCCAGAAGCUGUCAAUCAACAAUGAGGGAACCAAGCUGAUGGUGCUCAACAGCCUGAAGAAGAUGGUGAACCUGACAGAGCUGGAGCUGUUGCGCUGCGACCUGGAACGUAUCCCGCACUCCAUCUUCAGCCUGCACAACCUGCAGGAGAUUGACCUGAAGGACAACAACCUUAAGACCAUCGAGGAGAUCAUCAGCUUCCAGCACCUGCACCGUCUGGUAAACUUGAAGCUGUGGUACAACCAGAUUGCCUAUAUCCCCAUCCAAAUCGGCACCUUGACGAACAUGGAGAGGCUCUACCUAAACCGCAACAAGAUCGAGAACAUCCCGGGCCAGCUGUUCUACUGCCGCAAACUGCGCUUCCUGGACCUGAGUCACAACAACCUGACCAGUAUACAUGCCGACGUGGGCUUCCUCCAGAACCUGCAGUACUUUGCUGUGACAGCCAACAGGAUCGAGUCCCUCCCGCCGGAUCUGUUCCAGUGCAAGAAGCUGCGCACCCUUAACCUGGGCAACAACUGCCUGCAGACUCUGCCCUCGCGCUUUGGCGAGCUGACUGGCCUGAGCCAGCUGGAGCUGCGGGGGAACCGUCUGGAGUGCCUGCCCGUGGAGCUGGGAGAGUGCAGGCUGCUGAAGAGGUGUGGUCUAGUGGUGGAGGAGGACCUCUUUAACACCCUGCCCCCCGAGGUCAAAGAGCAGCUGUGGAGGGCCGACAAAGAGCCGGUCUGAGGAGAGACUCCAGAGAGCCUAAGGCGAGGAGGAAAGCGGGAGAGAGAAGGGGUAUUUGGCAGUGGAGGAUGAUGUCAUUUUAAAUCAGCAGCCAUCCUCCAAUUUCUCCCUCCACCAGCCUCCACUGGUAUCGGGAAGGAGAAAGAGGUGUCAAUAUUUCUGGACGUACGUUUAGAGAAGGAUGGUUGGUUGGUGUCUUGGCUUUACUGGUUGAAUUAGUUUGUUUAGGUUCACAAGAUGCUCUUUAACAGACUAACCAGACAGAAACCUCUCUGAGAUCGAGGCCCUUUUUUAGUACUGAGUCGUCUCCGUAUAGACAGAGACCACAAAGGGACAAGGGGUUACAAAGCUAAGCAGUACCCCCACGGUUCCCCCAUGUGGUAAAAAUAAAAAACACACACACUCCUAGAACUCAGAAAAAAUAGUAUCUUCUGCCUAACUGAUCCACUGCUAGAAAGCCAGUGGUCAACAUGGCAAAGACGCUGUAUGGGAGUGGAAGGCUCAUGUAGCCUACCAAGCAAUGUGUGUGUGCUCUGUUUUCCAUCAUUUUCACUUUAAAGUAUACAGUCCACCAAUACCAGCAGUAUGUGUUAUCCAAACGGCAGUGAGAGGACACAGGAUCCGACUGGCUUAAGGGAACACAUCUCGAUGGCAAUACAUCCAAAGCAGGGCCCUGUUCAUUAGCCACCAAAUGGAAGAAAAUGGUCUGAAACAGACGGACUAUCAAUAAGAAACACAUAUUUUUGUUUCCUGUUGCUAAAUGUUUUGAAACGUUUGAUACUGUGCCCUAAAGAAAAUGAUCCAGAUGUUUGCACUCCAAAACAGUGUCCAUGGAUACGGCAUUGGCUUAUACAGUACACGUUAGUGCAAUAUAUUCUGCCGGGAUAUCGAAGAAGAGACACUUUUAUCGAUUGGACUUGGAGUAAACAACAUAAUUUGGAGGGCAAUUGCCACCUCAGCUGAUUCCUUCAAGACCAGCCAGGCAACUCUUGUUACUAAUAUGGCCUUACCUUUUGGGUGCUGUGCUGUACGUCCCACAUUGUCUUUGAUUAAAACCAUAACGUUCCUGAUUUUGCUAAAUAUGCAGACAAAUGUAUAGCUGUUGUAAAAUUGUUUCGAGCAUAGGCAUUGAUGGUUUUAUUUUUCUCACCAACUGUCCCAAGUUAUAUUAGGAGAGGAAAGCCUGACUUUGGAGGAAAGGGAGCUUAGUUCAUCUUUGUUCACACAGUUAUUUUCAUUUUAUGUAUAAACUUACAUAUGUCAUUUCCCUUUUCUCGCAAUGUUACUUACCGAAUAAAACUUUCCAGCUAGG